Molecule: messenger RNA, 2787 nt
Organism: Homalodisca vitripennis (glassy-winged sharpshooter)
Lineage: Eukaryota; Metazoa; Arthropoda; Insecta; Hemiptera; Cicadellidae
Product: transforming growth factor-beta-induced protein ig-h3-like
Exons: 15
Coding region: 161-2674 (837 amino acids)
Biological process (GO): extracellular matrix organization; cell adhesion
Cellular component (GO): extracellular matrix
Molecular function (GO): cell adhesion molecule binding
Source: RefSeq, a predicted model, not a curated record
CCUCUACUAGACAAUAUAUUUGACAAUCAGCUGGCGAACGAGACUAUCGCUGUUGUGUUGCGGCUUUCGCGGUUAAUUCGAGUAACUCGAAAGGUUGGAUUGAUUUUCUUUGUGCAGGAAACUUUAAAACACCUGUAAUAUUGUGGUAUUCCAAAUAAAAAUGCAUAGGCUAUCGGGAAGCCGGUCAAUCUCUUUGUUGGUUUUGGUUGCGGCUUUGUGGUUAGGAAAUGCUUACGGUCAGGAUUUCUUGGGUGAUGUAUUGUCUACAUCUAACACUCAAUUAUGGAAGUCUUUUCAAGAAGAAAUGAAAACAUUGGAGCAGGCUGCACACAGGGUGAACACUUUGCUGGUGAACGCUCAUCAACCGAAGGCAGAAGCCGACCAGGAAGCUAAGCCGGCAGAACAGCCCGAGGUCACAGUUCUGGCAAGUCCUGAUGUGUUGAGAGACGGGCUCCACACCAAGCUGGAGUCUCCCAAGACAAAGGAGAAUAGACAAGAAGAGAAGGCAGAGCCUGAAUUAGCUGGAGGAAUAGAUGAAUCAUUCAAUCCUCACCAACUCAACCUUGGGUCGUUCAUAAAUUCAUUUGGUCUUUUCAAGAGCUUACCUGAACCUUGGUGGAAAGGAAAAAAUGUCUGUGUGGAAAAAUCAGAAAUGGUGGAAGAUAAGCAACAAGGCGAGAAAGAAGUCAACAAACAUCUAAUAAUUAUGGGUACCGGAACAUUCGAACACUGCAAGCAAACUUCUGGAAAAUACAUCUGUAAAACUGUGACGAGCACCCCACAGUCUACGAAGACUGUAUCUGUAACGUAUCAGUGCUGCGAGGGCUCACGUCGCCAGGGCAACGAAUGUGUGCAAGUGGAACUGAAGGACCCAGUAGAUGUCCUGGACUCCUUAGGCAGUAAGGACUUUGCUUCACUAGUCAAGUCACAGGAUGUGCUGCGAUCCCUGGCUGACCACAAUAUCACUAUAUUCGCUCCUGUAGACGCGGCCAUGCGUAGUCUCAAUGUGGACUUCCAGGAGUCGAACCAAAUUCGAAACAGCCGCCAGGUUCGGGCGGUGGAGGAAUGGAAUGAUAUCACCCCAGAGUCUGGUGACACUGGCCUCAGCGGCAGAGAUGUGGUACUUGCUCAUGUCACAAGUUCACUCUUGGAAGUUGACGACUUCACCAAUGAAAUGGUAUUAAACAGCUCCUACAAAAACUCACCACUGCGCAUGAACAUCUAUCCAGGCCGUGAGGAGGCUGUACUAACUAUCAACUGCGCCAGACUAUUGUCCAUGGACAACCUAGCAUCCAACGCACGUGUACAUACAGUGGACCGUGUGUUAGAGCCUGUCACUCAGUCCGUGGUUGACAUUCUCAGCCAGCCACAGUUCUCACAAUUCAAGCAGUUCUUGGAACAAGAGGAUCUUAUAGAGACAUUAACCAAUGCAACUGGUGUUACUGUAUUUGCUCCCAACAACGACGCUUGGGACAAACUGGGUGAUGGACUGAGGGACAAAUACUCAAGAGGAGAAGCUUGCAUUGACAAAGUUGUGAAACACCACAUCCUGCCAUUGACUCUGUGUGCUGCCCCCGUGUCAGAGGGCAGGUUGACCACUGCUGAUAUGAAUGGAGAGUUAGUACGGCUGUGGAGAGAGCAGGACGGCCAACUGAUGGUGGAUGAGAAGGGCCGAGUCGUGCAGGAGGAUAUUGUCGCCACCAAUGGAGUGGUUCACGUCCUGGACAAGGUGCUUACUCCCAAAUCAGCCAAGCCCCUGAGUGAGUUGCUAUUGUCGUCAAACCACACAACAUGGCUUGGCCUCCUGGACCGUGCAGGGCUGAUGGAAGAGCUCAAUCGGCAGGAGAACAUCACUGUGCUGGUACCUACCGAGCGUGUGCUUACCGAGGAAAACACCCGAGCUUUGCUGGACGCCAUGGAUGCAGAAACACUAAAGCGGGUGUUGUUGUAUCAUGUCACUCAACAGGCGGGCGCUUGCGAGCUGCGAGACCGUGCCAGUCUGCGUACACAGGCUGGUCCCUCACUCACAGUCACACUUACCAACCCCUUUGUCAUGUUCGCCGGUGUGGAGCCCCGGGCAGCAGUACAAUGUGCACCUCUCGGGCACACAGAUGGCAAGGCUUGUCAUGUUACAGCUCAUGAGAUCACUCGACUGCUCCUGCCUCCCAACAGUACGGUGCUGCAGCUCAUCGCUGACAAUCCUCAGCUGACGUUCUUCAAGCGUGUACUUGAGGGCACAGAGAUGGAGAAAGACUUGGAGCUGAAGUCUGAGCUGUUAGCUGAUGGGUUUACAUUGUUGGCUCCUACUGAUGACUCUUUCAACAGGUUGGACGAGGAUGUGCUGUCUCGACUCCUUACUGACAAGAAAUUUGCUGAUGAGGUCGUCCGAACUCAUGUUCUUAAAGGACCUGUUUGCUGCUCCUCAAUAUCCUCAAUUCCGUGGCCCUUCACUAAUAAUGUGAAGACAAUUGAUGGACGGAAAAUUCAAGUGAACCGUGACAGGAGGAACAGAGUCCUAUUUGGUAACUCUGCGACAGAGAAGUGUGAUGUCAUUGCUACAGAUGGUAUAGUGCACAUAGUUGACAAUGUUUUGCUCCCUCAAGUGAGCAGAAUAAAGCUGGGAAAUGUUGCAUUCGGUGAUCCCAACAGGCAGAUCAUGCUGUUUGGCAUAUAAACGUUGUGACUGAAAAUAGUGAUAAACUUAGUGAUAGACUUAAGCAUGUAACAUUUUUAUUGUAAUUAAUUUGUUAUUGUAAUUUCAAUAAACCUGAAAUAUAUCGGUUUUAA